AAUACUCUAGUGAUAGCUCGAUUUAUCUAAAUCUGGAUGGAUUAAAGCCCCUGCUAGUGCUGAAGUGAACGCCGGAUUGUCCCCUCCCCGUGCGCUGCAGGCUGUGCUGCUUGGAGUGGUGGAGAUAGUGGGCGUAAAAGUUGGUCCUAUUCCUGCUAAUAGAUACAAAAACACGGAGUUGUGACAACGAAUCCAGCGGCCAAACCGACCAAGCAGUCAAACAAAAAACCACGGGAAAUGGGCAAACACAGAACUGCGCAGCAAGAUGCCAUAUUCAUCGCAUUUAUGGAGAGACACCCAAUGAUAGCCAAAAACUACCUCAAGGGUGAUAAGCUUGCAGCUGAGGCCGCCUGGAAGCGGCUUUCAAAGGAGUUAAAUAGCGUGGGUCCGCCAGUCAAAGAAGUUUGUGAGUGGAAAAGAGUAUGGAAAGAUUGGAAAAGCUGCAUUCGUAAAAAGAUUACCAAUAACAGGCUGGAAGAUUCAAAUGCCAGCGGCAAAGGCUCGCUGUAUCAGGAUACACUCACUGCUCUAGAGGAUGCAGUGGCCGUGAUCUGUGACUUGUAUGAUAUGUCCGACAGAGUAGUCGAAUCUCGUCCAAAGGCACGUCAAGAGAUUUCCAACAGUUUGCAACUGCAGGACAUUAAGACCGACAACGACGAGGUCACAGCCACAGAUGACGAUGAUGAGGAAGAAGAUGACUGCUACAGCCGGAUUAGUGACAGACGUAUGAGUGUGAAAUUGGAGCAGCACACUAGCACUUCGCAAACUCCGUCUGCCAAAAAGCGCAAGCUGGUAAAUGAUAUAAAUGCAUUAGAAAUUGAACAAGAGAGCACGGUGCCGAUGUUAAUGGACAUUGCAAAGGAGCUGCGGAGCAUGAAUAGACAGACUCGCUUGAACGCCCAGCGCACAGAAGCCAAUACGGACGCGCUUUUGGCUCUAGGCACACAGAUCUCAGACCUAAUGCAGCAACAGCUCAAGGAGCGCAAGCGGCUUAAUGCUAUAAUGGAGAAAUUUGUUCUAAAAAUGGAAACAACCGACUAGCUAGUUCUAAAGAAAAUAUUAAAAGUGUCCCCCAAGACCAAAUGUUUGACGAGGAAAGCAAGAUCUGUUCACUUUUUCAUUACAUUAUAAUUAAUGUAAACUAGGCGCAUAAUGGGGAACCAUGGGCAUUUUUGAGAGAUGUGAAACGCCGAUUAGCCAAACGAUAAAAUAAACAAUUUGCUUCCUUUGGCAAAUAUUUUGAAACUCAACAGA
This is a messenger RNA of Drosophila pseudoobscura, 1254 nucleotides long. RefSeq lists its product as uncharacterized. Lineage: Eukaryota; Metazoa; Arthropoda; Insecta; Diptera; Drosophilidae. The transcript has 4 exons. The record is from RefSeq and is a predicted model, not a curated record. The coding region runs from base 238 to 1041 and encodes 267 amino acids.